AUGUCCCAAGAUCUCAGCGCAGCUGGUGGCUCACACGACAUUGUCUCGUUCAGCAAUGGCGACAAGACCAACCCGUACAAUUGGUCGACGGCCAAGAAGAUCGGUAUCAUCGCUAUCGGUAGCUUGAUCGGCUUGAAUAGUACCAUUGCAAGCUCCCUUCCUAGUUUGGCCUCGCCGCAGCUGCGACAGCACUUCAACGUCGCCAGCCAGGAACAGCUUGUGCUACCAAACUCCGUCUACCUCAUCGGCUAUGUGGUAGGCCCGACAAUCUGGGCCCCUAUUUCAGAGUCUUAUGGACGACGAUGGAUCAUCAUCACCACCUUCAUAGCAUACACUGUUUUCAUGCUGGCCUGCGCCCUGGCCCCCAAUUGGGCAGCCUUCAUCAUCUUUCGUUUCUUGACAGGGCUAUUCGGCGCUACACCGAUAUCGCUCACUGGAGGACUCUUCGCAGAUGUCCUUGACAAUCCGGUCUGGCGGGGGCGGUCCAUUGCUUGGUUCAUGGUGGUAGCUUCAUUUGGACCCGCGGCUGGGCCUAUUCCAUCUGGAUAUCUUGCUGAGAUCAGCUGGCGGUGGCCAUUCUGGUUCGGACUUAUCCUCGCUGGUGUCACCAUACCACCUGUGCUUCUCUUACCAGAGACCUUCGCACCCGCCUUGCUCAUGUCGAAAGCCCGACGAGUACGGAAAACUCAACCUGGCGUCAAAGUCUACGCGCCUCUAGAGCUGAAACACACGACACCACGACAAUUGAUCACACAAGUGCUGGGCAGGCCACUACGAAUGAUUGUUGCAGAGCCAAUCGUGAGCGCAUGCUGCCUCUAUCUCUCCUUGAUAUAUGGUAUCAUCUUUAUGCUUUUCCAAGCAUACUCGGUCAUCUUUCAGCCUAUCUACAACUUUGGACAAGGAGAAGUGGGGUUGGCCUUCAUUCCGAUGUGCAUCGGCAUCAUCGCGGCAAUCCCUCCUUGUCUGUGGUACGAUCAUGUGCUGAAGCAGGCCAAAGAAAGACGCAAAGUCUGGGCUUCCAAAGAAGAAUAUCAACGUCUGCCACUCGGAUGCUUCGGUGGGCCACUCAUCACAAUUGGUCUCUUCUGGACUGGAUGGGCGGCAAGGCCUAAUGUGCAUUGGAUUUUGCCUAUGCUCGGUGGUGUUCCCUUCGGCAUCGGAUUUGUCCUCAUCUUCAUCGCUCUCUUCAAUUACCUGGUAGAUUCUUAUAAGAUCUACUCCGCCAGUGCGCUCGGUGCAACGAGCAUCGCACGGAGUACCUUUGGAGUCGUGCUGCCUUUUGCGGCUCGGCCUAUGUAUGACGCGCUUGGCGUCGCGUGGGCUUGCAGUCUUCUGGGCUUCUUGAGUUUGCCCAUGUGCUUGAUUCCUUUCGCAUUUAUCAGGUAUGGACCCCAGUUGAGAGAGAAGAGUCCAGUGUGCAAAGAACUGGCACAGGAGCAAGCAAAGAAGAAUGCCGAGGCAGUUUCCAGGGAGAAAUAA
This is a messenger RNA of Cercospora beticola, 1479 nucleotides long. RefSeq names its product MFS transporter. Gene Ontology annotation, molecular function: transmembrane transporter activity. Gene Ontology annotation, cellular component: plasma membrane. Gene Ontology annotation, biological process: transmembrane transport. NCBI's taxonomy places the organism in Eukaryota, Fungi, Ascomycota, Dothideomycetes, Mycosphaerellales, Mycosphaerellaceae. The record is from RefSeq and is a predicted model, not a curated record.